Messenger RNA from Annulohypoxylon maeteangense, 2478 nucleotides. RefSeq names its product oligomeric Golgi complex subunit 6. The record is from RefSeq and is a predicted model, not a curated record. Lineage: Eukaryota; Fungi; Ascomycota; Sordariomycetes; Xylariales; Hypoxylaceae. Gene Ontology annotation, biological process: intra-Golgi vesicle-mediated transport. Gene Ontology annotation, cellular component: COG complex. The transcript has a single exon. The coding region runs from base 196 to 2322 and encodes 708 amino acids.
CAUUUCCCCAGCUGUCAAACGCUUUUUCCAGGUGGCGUUUUACAUAAUUAGACAACACACAUUUGACAAUUACAGCUAUUAACAUAUUGUAUUCUCCCCUAUUUGACCCUGCGGUUCAUUGUAAUAAAAAGCUACCAUUUCAAGAAGAUGAAAUGGAUUAAACCGACUUGAGGAUUGCAUCAAGUCAUUAGAAACAUGACCUCGAAUGGCCUUGGAUCACCCCCUCUACCAGGACGGGAUGGCAUAUCGCCGGGACCGUUGUCGCCUACGGGCACCUCUAGUCCAAGUUUAGGGGGUCGAUCUUCGAACCCCUUAUCUUCAAAAGUGACAUCAGUUCUUUCAACCUCAUAUGCCGAUUCCGAGUUCCGAGAAUCUCUUAUUCUGUUAGACGAACGCGGCAUCAGCAAUACUGCCGAGACCCGAAGACAGCUACGACUAGACGUCCAGAGAGAGGUCAUCGACAGUAAUGGCAAAAUAAUCACAGAAUUUGGGCGAGUGGCCGAUCAAUUAAGGAGGAUUGGCACAACCAUCGAUAAGCUCAACAAGAGCUACCAAGAUAUGAGAGGCCAUGUCACUGCAGCUCACAAAUCUACGUCCUCUAUCCUAGAGGAAGCAUCUUCUCUUAUGACGCAGAGGCGUAAUAUCGAGACAAAGCAGCAGGUAUUAAAAGCUUUCCGCGAGCACUUCGUUCUUUCGGAAGAUGAGGUGGCCUCCUUGACAUUAGUAGCCGAACCUGUUGACGACCGCUUCUUUGCCGUCUUGGCAAAAGCGAAGCGCAUCAGAAAGGACUGUGAAUUCCUCCUCGGAUUCGAAAAUCAGACCCUCGGCCUUGAGGUUAUGGACCAGACGUCCAAAAACUUGAACCAGGCAUUUCAGAAGCUUUAUCGCUGGGUUCAAAAGGAGUUUAAGACGCUCAAUCUUGAAAACCCCCAGAUCAACUCGUCUGUCCGCCGGGCCAUCCGCGUGUUGGCUGAACGCCCAUCUCUUUUCCAGAAUUGUCUAGAUUUCUUUGCCGAGGCUAGGGAGCAGAUCUUGUCCGACGCAUUCUACUUGGCCCUCACGGGUGACUCGGCGUCUGGCGCAAAGGAUAACUCUGUGAAACCCAUUGAAUUAGUCGCUCACGAUCCGUUGAGAUACGCGGGAGACAUGCUGGCGUGGAUACAUUCAGCCGCGGUUAGCGAGCGCGAAGCCCUCGAGAUCCUAUUUAUAUCCGACGGGAAUGAAAUCGCUAAGGGGAUCCAAGAGGGCCGAGAGAAUGAGCUAUGGCUGCUGAUGGCUGACGAGACGGAUGGACCUCCAGAGUUCGACGCCGUCAAAGCCUUGAAUGAAUUAGUGGACAGAGAUGUCUCUGGUGCGGCGCGUAUACUAAGACAGAGAGUUGAGCAGGUGAUCCAGACCAAUGAAGAGACCAUCCUUGCGUACAAAUUAGCAAACCUACUCGGGUUCUAUAGAUUCACGUUCUCCAAACUCCUUGGCGAAGAGUCGGGUCUUCUACAAGCUAUGGGAAAUCUAGAAUCAGAAGCAUUACGACAAUUCCGUUCCCUAAUGCGAGACCACAUCACAGCUCUCGAAGGCGAAUUCCAACACACACCCUCCGACCUCGCCCCCCCAGAAUUCCUCCAAGACGCACUCAAACAACUAACCGCCAUCAUGAAAACAUACGAAACGUCGCUCGCCUCAGAAGGGGACCGCGAGGCAGACUUCGAGCCUAUACUAGCCGAGUCCUUCGACCCUUUCCUAUCGGGCUGCGAGAAUAUGUCCAAGAACAUCCGCGCGCCCUCUACAUCCAUCUUUCUCAUCAACUGUCUACUCGCGGCCCAAUCCGCGCUCAACCCCUUCCAAGCCUUCACACGCGCCCGCGUCGAGCGCCUGCAAACCGCGAUCGACGAACACGGCACCAAGCUCAUCGAGAGCCAGUACACCUUCUUCCGCUCCGAAUCCGCGCUCGAGCCGCUCUUCGCGGCCUUAGCCCCGCUCGACGACGGCAGCAAAGAGGACGUGGCCAAGGUCGCCGGCCUCGACGCUUUGCAGCCGGAGUCCCUUGUGAGGGCUGGCCAGGGCCUCGACGACUUCUUACCUUCGGCCGUCAUGGACGCCAUGGAGAACGUCAAGCAUCUACAGGACGCGGCCCUCGCGCGCGAGGUCACCGAGGAGGCUGCGGAGAGGUUCUGCGUCGACUUCGAGCAUGUCGAGGAGCUGCUCGCCGCCGCGGACGAACUGGCUGAAGAGGAGGGCAGGACAGGAGGGGACGAAAGGGAGCCAUCGAGUCUAAGAGCACUAUUCCCUAGGACAACGGGUGAGAUUAGGGUCCUAUUGUCAUGAUGAGUACCUACCUACCAACUGAGGCAUUAUAUGAUAACGUUAUUGUCGUCGACAUGAAGGAAAAUACGGCGGAAAGGAGAAUCAAACAGAAGAGUUUUAAGAUCAUAUAUUCUGGUCAUCCUCCCUCUCUUCAUAGACAUAUGAGUGUAAAUGUGA